UGAGAACUACUAGAACUGCAUUGCUGACUGAGGUUUUGGAGGGAGUGGGGCGAGACUCCUUCAGCUAAGGCCAAGCUUUGCACACCGGUUGGUCCUCAGCCACGAUGCCCAGGGCACAGUUCUCUAAGUUCCCUGUGAAAAUGGUCCAUGACACAGGCAAUCUGGAGUUCCCAAACAGCAGCGAAUCUUCCUUCGUUGAAGACAAAAAGAAGCAUCCAAAGAAAACCAAAGGGCGUGUGACCAUCUCUGACCCCUCAAGUAACCCUUUCCACAUAUCAGGGGAUGUGGACUUCUUCUUGCUCAGAGAGCAGGAGUGCAAUAAAGCUAUGGAAGAGCGCCAACAGAAGAAGAUUAUGAGAGUGCACCAGAAGAUGACCUACUCAUCAAAGGUGUCUGCCAAGCAGACUAGCCUGCUCCGGGAGCUACAGCUAGAAGAGGAGAUGGAGGACGUUGCUGAGAUCCAGCAGCUCAACAACUUCCGCAACAACACUGUCUGGAAGCUGGCCAUGACCCUCGGAGCUGCAGAAAAGAAUAUAGAGACUGAAACACUGAAUGCCUACUUGAAGCGGAAGCGAACAAUGUUUCUCCUUCAGUAUUCCCUGGAAAUGAAGCGUAAUGAAAUCCAACGGCUAGAAAUGCUGGCGAUCCGGGAGGAGAACAGGCUGAAGAGGGCUGAGAAGGCCCUGGAGAAGGACGCAGCCUUGUUUGAUGAGUUCCUCAGGGAGAAUGACCGCAACUCAGUGCAGGCCAUGAGACUGGCCGAGAAAGAGUCCAAGGACAAGAUGGAGAAGAUCGUUGAGAUCCGGAACAUCACAACUCAGAUUAUGAACAUCAAAAGCGAAAUCUCUAAAUUUGAAGACACUUUGAGACAUUACAAGAUCUACAAGGACUUCCUGUACAAGCUGUCACCCCAGGAGUGGUUGGAUGGGAAGAAGCGCCUGACUCUCAAAAAGUCCAAGGAACCUAUAGAGUGCACCAAGGAGAGCAGUAUAGUCACCUUACCAGGAGAAAAAGGGCCUAACAUCAGAAGCAAGACAGCCUUGCCAUGGAAAGAUGUUCAGAAUGUGAAGACCUCAAAGCCUGCAUGGACCUCGAAUACCUCAACCAGCACUCAGAGCCUUCCAAAGGUCGGUCAGCGUAGUCAGGCCAGCCUGUUCAGCAAGGUGGACUCCAAACUGUCAAGCACAAUGGCACCGUCACAAGACGACACAGACAGCGAUGGGGAGGUCUGUGCUGGGCUCUCUCCCCUCUUGCCCCACUCUAUCAAGCAUCCUGCACUGUCCUAUUGGGACCCAUCCUGUACAGCACCCUUUGCCUACCUCUCACAGGAGCUGGCACUGUACUUCACUGAACCCCAGCAGCUCUUGAACGUCUUCAUGAAGUUAGAGGAACAGAACCUGUCGUUGAUUCAGAACACGCAGGAGAUGGAGGAGACCUUGGAUGACCUGAAGCGCACACUGAAAAACACCCAGAUCCGCAUGGACAGGGAGGUCGAACUGCUGAAGCAGUGGAUCAAUGCUAUCAUGGUAUCAAUCUCCAAGGAAGAGGAGACAGCAGCAGAGCUGGAGCUCAAAGCCCGUGUCUUCCACUUCGGGGAAUAUAUGGGAGACCAGCAGGACAGGGUGCUGAAGAGCCUGAACCACAAGGUGCUGGACGUGUACCGGAACUGUGUGGGCAUGCAGCAGGAGGCCAGCCUGGGCACAGUGCAGAUGCUCGCUGUGGUGGAGCACCAGCUGAACGAGCUGCUGGAAAAUUUGGAGCGAGUAUCCCCCGCCAAGAUCGAGCAGGCUGAGAAGGCCAAAGAGAUGGAGAGGCGCGUAAGGCUUCGUGAAGAGAAGCUCAAGGUGCAGAGGCAGUUGCAGGAGGAACGUCUGCAGCGGGCUCGAGCCAGGGCUCAGGCUGAAAUAAAAAAGAAGAGAGGCAGGAGAUUGGUGUGCCGCUCCCAUCCACCAAUCAUCAGAAUAAAGGAGAAGCAAGAGAACACGCUGAUGGAUAAGGACAAGGAGGAGCUGCUCUACUUCUUCACUUAGCAGCAGAGCCUGCAGAGGGCUCUGGAAGAGGUCAGCAGUAAGUGCAGGCAGGGACUGUGAGCCUGAGGGGUCCCUAACUCUAUACCUCAUGCUUUCCUUUAGCCUCCUUACUCACAGGAAAUAAACUAAUUUCU
Molecule: messenger RNA, 2164 nt
Organism: Psammomys obesus (fat sand rat)
Lineage: Eukaryota; Metazoa; Chordata; Mammalia; Rodentia; Muridae
Gene: Cfap100
Product: cilia and flagella associated protein 100
Exons: 16
Coding region: 105-2030 (641 amino acids)
Cellular component (GO): ciliary basal body
Source: RefSeq, a predicted model, not a curated record